AAUGGAAUUGUGCCAGAUCAGUAUUUAUUGCUGGAAUUCUUGCUAUGUAAUCAUGGCAUCACAAAGGCCAAGUAUUCCAAUAUUUUCAGAUCCUGUGGAAUAGUACAGAACUGAUUUGAUCAGUGGCCAAAAAUGUUCUGUCCAAUUGAAAUUCAACAGGCGUUUAUCCUCUCUUCCCUUGUGACCUUCAUAACUGGAUUACUCAUUUUUUCCCUUGGGAAGCUAGUGAGGAUUAUCUCAACAAAAUUCUGUUUUUUAAGGUGGCCCCCUCCGUCAGAUAUGUCACAAACGGGUCUAGUGAAGAUAAGCAAAUUUCGUGGAGCUUUUCGAAAGCAUAUACACAUGAUGCUCUCAGCACAGACCUCUGUGGGUCGUGUACUGAUGAUCCUUAUCUUUGCACUGAACAUUGGGUCUCUUGUAAUCUAUUUCAUCAACUCGGCAGAUCCUGUUGGAAGCUGCUCAGGAAAUGAAGACUUAACUCUCCCUGUUGAUUUGGCCUUCAAUACUUUCUUGGCCUUUUAUUUUGGAUUACGAUUUGUGGCUGCUGAAAACAAGAUCAAGUUUUGGUUGGAGGUGAACUCCUUGGUAGAUAUCUUUACCAUUCCACCAACUUUUGUUUCCUAUUAUCUGAACAUCAACUGGCUAGGUUUGAGGUUCCUGAGAGCAUUACGGCUACUAGAGCUCCCUCAAAUAUUACAAUAUCUACGAGCCAUCAGGUCUAGCAGGGUGAUGAAGCUUUCCCAACUUCUGUCCCUGGUUUUAAGCAUUUGGUUUACUGCCGCAGGAUUCCUUCACCUUGUGGAAAACUCAGGUGAUCCCUGGCUCAAAGGUAGAAAUUCCCAGAUAAUGUCUUAUUUUGAUGCCAUUUACCUUGUUACUGCAACAUCAUCAACUGUCGGAUUUGGAGACGUUGUAGCUAAGACAACCCUGGGACGGAUCUUCAUCAUAUUCUUCAUCCUUAUGAGUUUGAUGUUAUUUGCAAAUUAUGCUCCUGAAUUUUUGGCAGCUUUAGCAACAAACAAAAAAUACACUCAUUCCUAUGGAGUGGUCAGAGGGAGAAAAUUCAUUAUGGUCUGUGGAAACAUCACUACGGAUAGUGUAAAAGCUUUCCUGAAAAAUUUCCCCAACCACAAAGCAAGGGAUAUGAAUUUUGAGAUCAUUUUCCUGGGCGAAACCCUUCCUUCCUUGGAGCUAGAAACAAUUUUCAAGCUCAACUUGACUUAUAUAAGUUUCUUCCUUGGAUCUGCAUUGAAAAGGAAAGAUUUAACGAGAGUUGCGGUGGAAUCUGCAGAAGCCUGUGUGAUUUUAGCCAACCCUUUGUCUGCUGAUCCAUACACCGAAGACACUUCUAACAUCAUGAGGGUGCUCUCCAUCAAGAACUAUUGUCCUAAGAUCAGAGUCAUCAUAGAGAUACUUCAGUCUCAUAACAAGGACUACCUGCCAAAGAUUCCUGCCUGGGACUGGGCUUCUGGGGACAGCGUCAUCUGUUUUGCUGAACUGAAGCUAGGAUUCAUUGCUCAGGGCUGUUUGGUUCCAGGUUUAGCUACUUUUCUAACCUCCCUGUUUGUGAAACCAGUCAAAAAGGUUAUCCCCAAACAACCCUGGCAAAAGUAUUUCUCUGAUGGCCUGAACAAUCAAAUCUUCACUCACAUUCUCUCCAGUGACUUUGAAGGAAUGACUUUCCCAGAAGUUUCCCGACUCUGCUUUGUGAAGCUCCGCCUCCUGCUGAUAGCCAUUGAAUAUCAGGCAAAUGUGGAAGGAACAAGAAGCAUAAUGUUAAAUCCACCUGCACUGAUUAAGGUAAACAGGAAUACAACAGGAUUUUUUAUUGCUAAAUCUGUACAGGAAGUCAGAAGAGCCCAUUUUUACUGUUUUAACUGUCAUAGCGAUGUGGAAUCCCCAGAGCUCAUUGGAUGCUGUAGCUGCAGAACCAACAAAGGACAGCACAUGAAGCCAGUAAUUUUGAUAGCAACCUACCCCAUCAUGCCUGCCUACAUGAGAUUCCUGGUCAAGUCUUCCCAUAACUUCCUCAAAGAGCGUCCUUCCAACGUGUUGGAGGCCUUUCUUGAUUUCCUGGGACAUCAAGAAGGCAUGUCUGCCAGAAAUUUAGAAAAUUUCCCCAAGAAAAGGCCCAAAGAAAUGAGAAGAAUUUAUCCUACAAAAAAGCUGGCUAGAAAAUCUACUGGAACGUCAAACUACAUCAUCAGGGAUCUGACUACUUUGGAGAGUGAUAUGGAAAACGAUCUUUUUGAUUACAAUGGCACGUACCACUGGUGUAGAUCAGUCCCUCUGGAAAAUGCAAUUCUGAAACAUAUUGAGCAUGACAUGGUAAAAUUCCAGAACCAUAUUGUCGCCUGUGUCUUUGGAAAUUCUCAGUCUCCCCUGCUGGGGCUUCGGAACUUUGUGAUGCCCCUAAGAACCAGUAACUAUACCUUCAAAGAGCUGAAGGACAUUGUGUUCAUUGGGUCUUUGGAUUACCUGCAAAAAGAAUGGAGGUUCCUGAGAAAUUUUCCCAAGCUGUAUAUACUCCCAGGAUCUGCUCUCUUUCUUGGAGACCUAAUUGCAGCCAACAUUAGAGAAUGUUCAAUGUGUGCUGUCCUGGCCCAACCAUCUGAGUCAUCAAGCACCUGUGUUAUGGUCGAUGUUGAGUCUAUCUUGGCUACGCUCAACGUUCAAUCUAUUCGAGUCUCUAACAAUUUGUCAGAAGAAACAUUGUUGUUAGAAAGAUACAAAAGAAAUACCUCACAUCACAAAUCGUUUGAUGAAAAAUUUAGACGGGUUCCCAUCAUUACUGAACUGAAAUAUUCUUCCAACGUUCAUUUUAUUGAGCAACUUGGUGGAAUACAUACUGGUCUCUCAGAAAACAGCCUGCUCCUCAGUACCUCCUUCUCUACAGGUGCUGUCUUUUCAGAUAAAUGUUUGGAUUCCCUUUUGGCCACGGCUUUCUAUAACUACCAUGUCCUCGAAUUUCUACAAAUGCUAGUGACAGGUGGGGUGAGUUAUGAAAUGGAGCCACAUGUGGAAAAGGAAAACAUUGCCUCUCAUGAUAGCAGCUUUUCACUCUUGAUUGGAAGAGGCCGGUGUAAACUGGCUCUUCUCUCCUUGAAUACAACAAUGUUAAGGGACCUUCCUGCUAGGGAUACUUUUGGAGAGAUAUUCUGUGGGUCAUUGGACAAUUUUGGAAUCCUGUGCCUUGGCCUAUAUCGCCUGAUAGAUGAUGAAUGCCAAAAUCCACUACAUUACAGGUUUGUGAUUACUCGGCCAGACAAUGAUUUUGAAAUAUACCCUACAGACCUAUUGUAUUGUGCCAUCCCAUUCAACAUUGCUCAUUAUAAUGUGGGACGGAUGUUAGCCAAAAUUUUAUCUCUGGGAGAGCAAAUAGUUAAAUUUUAUGAAGAACGGAAUCAGCAAUAUGAAUUAUUGAAAGAAGAUUUCCGUAGAAAUGUUGUAUUUCUGUGUGAUAUGUCAAAUCAAAAUGACUUGAAUAUUUCUUGGGAAGAGUUCCAUAGCCAACAAAAGGUUGGUGUGAGGUAUUUUUCCAGCCCAAGAAAACUUAAGAGGUUGGAAGAAGAUGUCUGUGACACUGAGGUGGGGGCUGGCCAAGAGCACAGUGUGGCAGCAACUCAAGCUGUGGACCUUGGAAGCUGUAUAAUGGAGGCACUGAGAGCAGCAGCAGCAGCAGUAGCAGCAACAUUUUCAUUAUCUCUUACCACUUCAAAAUAUUACUCUGAGCCUGAAACCCUUUUUGACACAGACAGUACGGAUGACAGAUCCUCCCUGAAGACUCUACAGGUGGCAAACAAACUCAUUGUUCUCACUGUCAGGCCCCUAUUCACGAGAAAGGUGAUCCCUGGGAGCAACAAUCGGCCUCAUUUGUUAACGUUAGUCAGCAAGUGUGAGACUGAAAUAUACUGUCAAGCAGAAGAAGGAAAGUAG
Molecule: messenger RNA, 3936 nt
Organism: Trichosurus vulpecula (common brushtail)
Lineage: Eukaryota; Metazoa; Chordata; Mammalia; Diprotodontia; Phalangeridae
Gene: KCNU1
Product: potassium calcium-activated channel subfamily U member 1
Biological process (GO): transmembrane transport; potassium ion transport; reproductive process
Cellular component (GO): membrane
Molecular function (GO): monoatomic ion channel activity
Source: RefSeq, a predicted model, not a curated record